Messenger RNA from Psylliodes chrysocephalus, 2112 nucleotides. The record is from the annotation of a GenBank genome assembly. Lineage: Eukaryota; Metazoa; Arthropoda; Insecta; Coleoptera; Chrysomelidae.
AUGGACCACGACGUAGAUGGGGAUGGUGUUAUCAAUUUAUCUACGUCACAACGACCAUCAGCAGCAACGACACCAAAUAAUAUUUUUCAGCCAAUUAAUACAGAACCGCAAGCCGCCUCACUAGAAAAAGUAUUAAAAGAACAACAACAGCAACUAGAACUGGAUCGAAGUUGGGAUCACGAGAGGGAGAGGGAUAUCAAAGGCAAUGGCAGCUCGAGUCCAAUGUCUGACCACCGGACGCAGGAACAUUCUCCACCACCUACGUCCGACUCGCAGAAAAAUUUAUCAGCAACUAUUCCCCCCAUUCAACAAAAUGAAGCAACGAAGAUACCUAACGACUACACAUAUGCUCAAUCACAACCUUCUGGACCACCAUUAAUGUCUUCACCAACAUCAAAUCUUCACCAUAUGCAACAGCUACUUCAGCAGCACGUACUCAGCCCUACGCAGCUACAAACUUUAAUGAAACAACAUUCGAUAUUACAGCAACAGCAACAACAACAUCAGCAACAUCAGUUAGCAGAAUUAGGUAAAAAACAAAUAGAACAAACAAUGCAACAGCUCCAAGAACAACUACAACUUAAUAUUAUCCAACAAACACAUAUCCUACAAAGUACAGACAAAAAGAAAGCAUCAGGUUCAAUACAGCAGCUCGCCCUUCAGCAACAGCAGCUGAUUCAACAAUUGCAGCUAGUCCAAAGGCAGUACGUCGUGCACCAGGGAAUGGGAAUGCAACCUCUAAUGCUGCCACAAAAUCAGGGUCUUAACACACGAGAAGUGAUGAGUCCAUGGAAAGAUGUUAGUGAUCCACAUGUGGCAAACAAUAAACCUCCACCGGAAUUAAAUGAUAAUUCUCCGGGGCUAUUAGGAAUUCCUCCUAGUAGGUCGAGUAGAGAUGAACCCAUGGACGAUAAGCCUGAUAGACCGACUACCCCCGACAGGGUACAUCACCUCUACGGCCACGGUGUUUGUAAGUGGCCAGGUUGUGAAAACCCCUGUGAAACCUUAGACGCAUUUAUAAAGCAUUUAAAUACAGAACACAUCCUAGACGAUCGUUCAACGGCUCAAGCGCGAGUUCAAAUGCAAGUUGUCUCGCAAUUAGAGCUGCAACUUCAAAAGGAACGCGACCGUCUCCAAGCUAUGAUGCACCACCUCCAUCUCUCCAAGCAAAUGAGUUCACCGGACCCUCACAAAGAUUCCUCCGUGAACGCUGUGAAAAUAGCCGUUAGUGCAGCUCUACCUCAAACCCCUGUAUCCAUGGGACCUAUGGUUUCGGCCGUUAGGUCACCAGUGUUACAUUCUCCAUCACCCAAUGUGGCGGGACCGAUCAGACGAAGGCUUAGUGAUAAAUCUGCGUUGUCGUUAGCUGGUGAAAUUCAAAGAAAUAGGGAAUUUUACAAGAAUGCCGACGUGAGGCCUCCAUUUACAUAUGCUUCCCUGAUUAGACAGUCCAUAAUCGAAUCUCCUGACAAACAACUCACACUCAACGAAAUAUACAAUUGGUUCCAAAACACAUUUUGCUAUUUUAGGAGAAACGCAGCUACUUGGAAGAACGCAGUACGACACAACCUAUCUCUUCACAAAUGUUUCAUGCGCGUGGAGAACGUUAAAGGGGCAGUGUGGACAGUGGACGAAGUAGAAUUCUACAAGAGGAGGCCCCAAAGAUGUUCCUCGGGCCCGUUGGCCCAACCAGUCGUCGGGGGUGCCACAUCAAAGAGUCCGACGAUGAAUCACAGUCCUACCCUAUACGGAGAUCACAUACCUUCAAACGUUCAGUUUAUGCAGGCUUCACUCAUGGACGAGAAUAACCUGUCAUUUUUGACAAAUUCUUCGUUGUUGGCCAGCAGGACGAGAGACAGGUCCGAAUCGCCACCACACGACCAUCUAAUCAGGUCACCUAUGAAUGGUGGGCUGCACGUAAAACAAGAAUUAAUUCAAGAUCACCAUAUGCGAAGCGAACGUGAUCGUGAACGUGAUCAAGAGAUGCACCACGUGAUAAAGCGCGAGAUGAUGUCAGAAUACGAUGACCUAGAUCAAGAUCAGUCAGAAAACGUUGCUGAGGACCUCACAAUAGCGUCGGAUCACACGGAUUCGAACGUUAUUGACGCAUAG